Molecule: messenger RNA, 923 nt
Organism: Dendronephthya gigantea
Lineage: Eukaryota; Metazoa; Cnidaria; Anthozoa; Malacalcyonacea; Nephtheidae
Product: microsomal glutathione S-transferase 2-like
Exons: 6
Coding region: 164-835 (223 amino acids)
Biological process (GO): leukotriene metabolic process
Cellular component (GO): membrane; nuclear envelope; endoplasmic reticulum
Molecular function (GO): glutathione peroxidase activity; glutathione transferase activity; enzyme activator activity
Source: RefSeq, a predicted model, not a curated record
GAAUCAACUUGGUCAGUUUGGCAAAGAUGUAAUAUUAAACCUCAAAUGACUAUGUUUACAUUUAAACUAUGCACCGCCUACCGAGAAAAAUUCCAAUGAUGUUGAGGCCAAGUAUAAUCACGAUAUCGAUCUCGAAAGGUCUCGAUGUAAGAACUAUUUCAUCAUGACCGAUGUACUGAGUCGAGAAAACAUCUUCUAUCCUGCCAUAGUAAGCCUUAUUGGCGCUCUUCAGCUUGCUCGUUUUACCAGGAGAGUCGGCGAAGCAAGAGGAAAGUACAGGAUCCCCGUACCAAAGACUGAUGGUGACCCAAAUUUUACCAGAAUUUUUCGAGCUCAGCAAAACACACUGGAAUUUUAUCCAAUUUUUAUUACUUUGCUCUGGAUAAGCUCCAUAUUCCUACAUCAUGCUAUACCAUCAAUAAUAGGUUUGAUCUACCUAUACGCAAGAUAUAAGUAUUUUUAUGGAUACGCAGAAGCAGGUGAAAGGAGAUUACCUGGUUUAGGUUUGGCAUUGAACAUUCUCUUAGUUUUACUUGUAAUGAGCAUUCUUGGUCUUGCUGCAACUGGAUAUACUAAAUACACUGGAAGAACAAUAGAUGUUUCAUUCUAUGAAGAUAAAGCCUUAGAGUACGCCAAGCCAGCAUUUGAUCAAAUCAACUCCAGUUUUAAACAAACAAAGAAGACGUUGAGCCCUUAUUUAGAGACGGCAAGCAAAAAAGUCUCUGACGUUUUACAAGAUGUAAAAACAUUUACUACAGAUUUAGUGUUUACUUUUAAAAAACGAUAUUUUUCAUCUAAUUUUCAAGAACCUGUGAAGGGAAAGCAAGAACUGUAAGUCGUACGGGUUUUGAGAUUAUGUACAGUCAUACUAACGUUCAAGAUGUUGUUAUUUCACUUUCAAUCACUGUUAAAAUUUAUUUAGA